UCAUCUGAUGCCAAGGCUGAAGGAGUCUCGCUCCCAUGAGUCAUUGCUCAGCCCCACUAGCGCUGUGGAAGCCCUGGACCUAAGCAUGGAGGACGAGGUCGUCAUCAAGCCGGUUCACAGCAGCAUCCUCGGCCAGGACUUCUGCUUUGAGGUCACCACCUCCACGGGAAGCAAAUGUUUUUCAUGCCGCUCGUCGGCCGAGAGAGACAAAUGGAUGGAGAAUCUGCGCAGGGCGGUGCACCCCCUCCAGGACAACAGUCGCCGGGUGGAGAAUCUGCUGAAGCUCUGGAUCAUCGAGGCCAAGGACCUGCCGGCCAAAAAGAAGUACUUCUGCGAGCUGUGCCUGGACGACUCGCUCUACGCGCGCACCACCUGCAAGCUCAAGGCGGACAACGUCUUCUGGGGGGAGCACUUUGAGUUCUACAACCUGCCCGCCGUCCGGAGCAUCGCCGCCCACCUCUACAAGGACUCGGACAAGAAGAAGAAGAAGGACAAAAACAAUUACAUCGGGCUCGUCAGCAUCCCCGUCGCCGCGGUUACCGGGCGGCAGCUGGUGGAGAAGUGGUACGCCGUCAGCACGCCCAGCCCGCCGAAGGGCAAGGCGCCCGGGCCCAUGAUCCGCAUCAAGGCGCGCUACCAGAGCAUGAGCAUCCUCCCCAUGGAGAUGUACAAGGAGUUCGCCGAGUACACCACCAACAACUACAUGCUGCUCUGCUCGGUGCUCGAGCCGGGCAUCAGCGUCAAGAACAAGGAGGAGAUGGCGUGCGCGCUGGUCCACAUUCUGCAGAGCACCGGCAAGGCCAAGGACUUCCUCACGGACUUGAUGAUGUCCGAGGUGGAUCGCUGCGGGGAGAACGAGCACCUCAUCUUCAGAGAGAACACGCUGGCCACCAAGGCCAUAGAGGAGUACCUCAAGCUGGUGGGACAGAAGUACCUGCAGGACGCCCUCGGGGAGUUCAUUAAGGCUCUGUACGAGUCAGAUGAGAACUGCGAGGUGGAUCCGUCCAGGUGUUCCUCCGGCGACCUGCACGAACACCAGAGCAACCUGAAGAUGUGCUGCGAGCUGGCCUUCUGCAAGAUCAUCACCUCGUACAGCGUCUUUCCCAGAGAGCUGAAGGAGGUCUUUGCGUCGUGGCGGCAGGAAUGCAGCAACCGGGGCCGGCCGGACAUCAGCGAGCGCCUGAUCAGCGCCUCCUUGUUCCUGCGCUUCCUCUGCCCCGCCGUCAUGUCGCCGUCGCUCUUCAACCUGAUGCAGGAGUACCCGGACGACCGCACGGCGCGCACGCUCACGCUCAUCGCCAAAGUCACGCAGAACCUGGCCAACUUCACCAAAUUCGGUAACAAGGAAGAGUACAUGUCCUUCAUGAACCAGUUCGUGGAGCACGAGUGGAGCAACAUGCAGCGCUUCCUGGUGGAGAUCUCCAACCCGGAGACCAUCUCCAACACGGCGGGCUUCGAGGGCUACAUCGACCUCGGCCGGGAGCUCUCCACCCUGCACUCCCUCCUCUCCGAGGUGGUGUCCCAGAUGGACCAGAGUGCAGCCUCCAAGCUGGGUCCCCUGCCCAGGAUCCUGCGCGAGGUGAACGCGGCUCUGUCCAACCCGUCCUGCGUCCUGAUGUCCCCGGGACCGUCCUCGGGGGAGCACAUGGGCUCGCCUCCUGCCGAGGCCGGCUGCAGCAUCUCCACCGGCCUGCAGAAGAUGGUCAUAGACAGCGACCUGUCGGGAUUGGUGGACUUCACCAGGUUACCUUCUCCUACCCCGGAGAACAAGGACCUGUUCUUUGUGACGAGGAGCUCCGGGAUCCAACCUUCCCCAGCGCGCAGUUCCAGUUACUCCGAGACCAAUGAAGCGGACGUGGGCAUGGCCAACGGCAGCAAGAGCCUGUCCAUGGUGGACCUCCAGGACCGCGGCCUGGACGGCGGCCCGGGUCCGAGCCCCCCGGAGGCCCCGGGUGAGGGUCCAGCAUCCGGGGGAGGGUGGUCGGCCAGAGUCCCGCAGGUCAACGUGCCCGCUGGUCCCACCCUGAGGAGGCCGGCCCAGACCCCCGCCGCCAUGGGUACGGACCCCCCGGGUCGACCCGCCCAGCUCCUCGCCCCGCUGUCGUUCCAAAAUCCGGUCUACCAGAUGGCGGCCUGCCUGCCCCUGUCCCCCCGAGGGAUGACCGACUCGGGCUCCGAGUGCCACAGUUCCGUAAGUUCCCAUAGCAACAACGAGGACGGACCGGCGGGGGGGAAGAACGCCUUCUUGAACCAUGGCGGCGGCGGAGGAGGCGGCGGCGGGAGCAGCGGGGACGAGUACACCCGGCGUUCGGGGGAGUUCAACCGGCGGCAGCUGUCCCUCACGGAGACGCAGCACCAGCCCAACGUCCCCAGGCAGAACAGCGCCGGCCCCCAGCGGAGGAUAGACCAACCCCCGCCUCAGAGCGUCACCCGGGGCCGCACCCCUCCCAACCUCCUCAACAGCGGGCCCUACCCCCGGCCCUCGUCCGGCAACGUGAUGACGUCGUCGCCCGACUGGCCCGGCAGCGGCGCGCGGCUACGGCAGCAGUCGUCCUCCUCCAAAGGGGACAGUCCCGAGACCAAGCAGAGGGCUCAGCACAAACAGGCCCCCUCCCCAGUGAACCCCAGUGCGCUGGACCGCACAGCAGCCUGGCUAUUGAAUAUGAAUGUGCAGUAUUUAGACCAUGAGGGGAUGGAGCCCGAGUCACUGAGACACAGAGAGGAUCUGACUCAGGUGGAGAAGUAUCAGCAGGAGAUCCUGGUGCUGCAGGAGAAGCUGCGGUCGUCGGUGCAGAAGCUGGAGGAGUACGAGUCCCGCCUGAAGGGGCAGGACGAGCAAGCCCAGAAGGUGCUGAUGGAGUACCAGGCCCGGCUGGAGGAGUCGGAGGAGCGCCUGCGCAGACAGCAGGACGACAAGGACCUCCAGAUGAAGGGCAUCAUCAGCAGGUUGAUGUCGGUGGAGGAGGAGCUCAAGAAGGACCACUCGGACAUGCAGGCAGUGGUGGACUCCAAACAGAAGAUCAUUGACGCACAGGAGAAGCGCAUAGCAUCUUUGGAUGCUGCCAACGCCCGUCUGAUGAGCGCUCUCUCCCAGCUGAAGGAGCGCUACAGCAUGCAGACCCGCAACGGCAUCUCACCCACCAACCCCACCAAGCUGCAGAUAACGGAAAACGGGGAGUUCAGGAACAGCAGCAACUGUUAAGAUGGAGGACCCCCCCCCCCCCCCUCGUGGGGUGACGGCGGGCGGGCCUGCGUGCGUGUGUACAGCUACUCGGUGCAAGGACGCGGACACGCAUGCGCGGACAUGCAUGCGCGGCUGCAUGCGCGUUGGAGAGACCGCGAGGGGCGUGUUUUUAAAAGCAAACAUUUCAAGGUCUUUGGACACCUGUGCAGCAGUGGGCGGGCCAACCCGAAGAGGCGGGGCCUAAGCGCGACGGACAGAUCCCACCCCCCCAGAGAGAUCGAGCUCCUCGUUGCCAGGGAGACGGCCGAAGGAGGCGGGGCAGAGCCUGUACAUAUGAAACUGAAAGCUGUCCGUCUGCCGGUGUGUGUGUGUGUGUGUGUGUGCGCAGUCGCUGGGACAAACCACUAUAUAACUACACACAGCCAGACACGGUCGCCAUAGCAACCCUCCUCUCCUCCUCUCUCACUUUAUUCCUCUCCCCCCUGACAACCAAGUGGAACCACUCAAACAAACAGAGAAGCGCAGUGAGGGUUAUCUCUGCUUUAUUUAAGAGUCGUUGUUUUAUGGAGAACCAAAUAGGAGCUAAAGAAAAUAGAUAUUUUUUGCCACAAAUGAUCUUUAUGUCCCCUUUGACUCCUCGGGUGUGUUCCCGAUGAGCAACGCCCCCCCCCCCCCCCCCCCCCCCGCUCCCCUCCUUCCCCACGGAGUGCACUUUGUGAUACGCUGUUGGUACAUGAAACGCCUUAAUUAGGGAACUUCAUCCCGCUGCUCCCCGAUUUCUGAAGAAAAAAAAAAAAGGCACAACUUAAACUGUGGAUUUGUAGAGAAUACAAAAAUAAAAUUAUACAUACAUAAAUGUUAUGAACACUAAAGUAAAUGAAUUCUAUGUGAUACUAUAUUAAUGAAAUGUAACAUUUCUUUUCUGCUAUAGAGUAUACACACACAUCUAUAUUUGAUAAUCUCAAAUAUAAAAGCAGCCCUUUAUCUAGGAGUGAGAUGUAUUUUUUAUUUUUCUUGUGAUGAAAGUCUGCAGUGUGUCGGAGGAGGAGGAGGAGGAGGAGGAGGAGGAGGAGGAGGAGGAAGAGGAGCGGUGCCGAGUCACCCAAUCAGAUCGCUACCCUUUACACGCAGGACGCACCACGUCUGUGCAGCAGUUCUCACGCUCUUCUGCUGGUGCUCAUCACGGCUCCCCAAACACACACAGAUCCAUUAAAAAAAAACACAUUUAGAUUUUAGGUUGAGUUGCGUGUGUGUGUGUGUGUGUGUGUGUGUGUGUGUGUGUGUGUGUGUGUGUGUGUGUGUGUGUGUGUGUGUGUGUGUGUGUGUGUGUGUGUGUGUGUGUGUGUGUGCGUGUGUGUGUGAUCUUCUCACUGUAGUAGCACAAUAGUUAUUGAGAGACGCGCUCACUCAUCUGAACACAGGAGGGUGAGCUGUGGCCUCCUCAGUGACCCCGUAAUGAAGUGUGCGCCAUCCAAACUGUGACUCUUAUUGACCCUAAUGGCAUCAUCUCUCUCCUCUUUUUUUUUUUUUGCUCACCUUCACCCCCCCCCCCCUUAUCCAUUGUUUAUUCCGGACGUGGGGUUGGAUGCGUCUGAUCUCCGUGCCCCUCGGCAUCCAUCGUUUGUAUAUUUCUGUGCGCAUGAGGCUCUGCAUGCUUCAUCCUCGCCGUGGUGGCAUCAGCACCACUUUGUUUUCUUCUUGUUUUCCAAUGUGAAGGUUAUGAAGAUGAUGAUGAUGAUGAUGAUGAAAGCUUUUCCUGCAGGCAUAUACAGUAAAUAUAUGAUAAGCCCCAGUGCAUCAAGAGGCUGGACAGCCUGGGAACGUGUAAAUAAAAUGCUCACACUAUUUUUACCUAACGUUAACAGAGCUUUUUGUAGAUGUAUCUUGUGCUCAAACUCUGCUGUACCAUUAUGGAAAACUGUAAAUACGAAAUAGUCGCUCAUCUGAACAGAACUGUUCACUUAAAUGAACCUUCCAGUGUUCUCCCGGUCCAAGCUAUUGUUUUUGUAUUUAGAGCGUAAUAUCACUAGCCAAAAAAAAACCAACAACAACUGACAAAGUAGGAUUUGGGAAGACGUGGAGGACACAACGCGAUCCUGCAUUUCCCAUCAGUCUUUGCACUUUUAUGUUCAGUGGUUGGUGUUCUUAAGUAGCUUCCUCUGUUUCAGGUGUUUUAAUAACGUGGCGGCGUUCAAAAACCGAAGGGAUUUUUUUGGUAUUCCAUCUUUAGAGCGUUCUUUUUUUCUUUUUUUUUCCUGCCUGGAUACAGAGGAAGAGCCUCAGGCCUCAUCGUGCCUCCUCGACCUGGAGACCUGGGAUGCAGAACCAAAAGAAAAAGAGAGAUGGGACCUUCCUCCUCGUUAGAUCUAAUUAGGCAUUUGGUCCUGAAACGACAACUAGUGAGACCACGUUACCUUUGACCAAAACAACAAUAGUCAUUUCUGGAGAAAGUGAGUUGAUACGAAACCACCUGCUUCUCAAUAAUCGUUGCUACGUGGUCUUUUUUAAACACAGCAGUGUGGUUGUUGUUGUUAGCAAAUGUUAUGGCUUACUUUAUGUGCUAUUGUUACACAAGCAUUGAGCCUUUUAGCUGAAGUCUACACAAUAAUCUACUCGUUGGGCAGCUGGGAGACGCACCGACCCGUUUAUGGCAGGUGGUGAAAACGGUUUUUAGUUGAAACAGGAGAUGGUCGCGUUUAACCUUUAGUUUUGGUGGUUUUCAUUGUGUGGCUUUAAACGGCAGUCUACAGUAAGACGAGUUAAAGAUGACACCUUCAAGUCCAUCGAGGACCUACAACAACAAGAGGAGGAGACUCUUGUUUCUCCCAAUUGUGUUUCCACCUCAGUUUUUUUUCAGUCCCCAAAUCACGAGCCGUCGUUUCCCAAACAGUUAAACCAGACAAAAGAUCGAUCUAAAAUAUAUAAAGCUAUAAAUAAAGUAAAAAAUGUUGUAUGUUUUCUAUUAUCUUGUAGAAAAUACUUUUGUAAGUAUGUUGAAAGUAUAAAGUAUUUGCUGGAUUCUGCUUCCUUUGACGAAAGUGACAAAACAAUAAUGUACAGAGGAAUUUAUGUUGACAAAAUGUGGCUGUGCAAUUUAUGUACAUUUGCAACUAGACCUAUUAAAGUUUUAUUUAGCUAUUUUAACAUGG
Pungitius pungitius (ninespine stickleback) is the source of this 6333-nucleotide messenger RNA. RefSeq names its product DAB2 interacting protein b (gene dab2ipb). Gene Ontology annotation, biological process: regulation of GTPase activity. The record is from RefSeq and is a predicted model, not a curated record. Lineage: Eukaryota; Metazoa; Chordata; Actinopteri; Perciformes; Gasterosteidae.